This is a messenger RNA of Pungitius pungitius (ninespine stickleback), 2720 nucleotides long. RefSeq names its product protein kinase, cAMP-dependent, catalytic, beta b (gene prkacbb). Gene Ontology annotation, biological process: protein phosphorylation. The coding region runs from base 325 to 1380 and encodes 351 amino acids. The transcript has 10 exons. Gene Ontology annotation, molecular function: ATP binding; protein serine/threonine kinase activity. Gene Ontology annotation, cellular component: nucleus. The record is from RefSeq and is a predicted model, not a curated record. Lineage: Eukaryota; Metazoa; Chordata; Actinopteri; Perciformes; Gasterosteidae.
GGUCGCUUCGGGAGAGAUACCGGACCUGUAUUAUUUCCUCACGUUUGAAAAAAAAAAAAUCCCGAUUGAACAUUUAACAUCGGUUCGAGUAGUUUUUACUAAUUUUUGUAAAGAGCCUUUAUUGUUUUUCUUCUUCAAGGAGCUCCGUUGGUAAAAAAAAAAAAAAAAAAAAAAAAGAACAAGAAGAAGAAGAAGAAAAAAAAAAAGAAAAGCACCAGCAGCUGUGGAGGAAGGUUAGCGAGCCUCCGCCAUCUCUUCUCCCCUCCGCAGUCGGAGCGCCGAGUCUUCCGCGCCGCCGCCGCCGCCGCCGCCGCCGCCGCCGCCAUGGGGAACGCAGCCACCGCCAAGAAGGGCAACGAGCUGGAGAGCGUCAAAGAGUUUCUAGCCAAAGCCAAAGAAGAUUUCCUGCGGAAGUGGGAAUGCCCGCCACAGGGCACGACGUGCCUCGACGACUUCGACCGGCUGAAGACGCUCGGCACCGGCUCGUUCGGGAGGGUCAUGCUGGUGAAGCACAAAGCGACGGAGCAACACUUUGCCAUGAAGAUACUGGACAAGCAGAAGGUGGUGAAACUCAAGCAAAUAGAACACACACUAAACGAGAAGAGGAUAUUACAGGCCGUGAGCUUCCCCUUUCUCGUCAGACUCGAGUAUGCUUUUAAGGACACCUCCAAUUUGUACAUGGUGAUGGAAUAUGUUCCAGGAGGAGAGAUGUUCUCACACCUGAGACGAAUCGGAAGGUUCAGUGAACCGCACGCAAGGUUUUACGCCGCCCAGAUAGUGCUGACCUUCGAGUACCUGCACUCCCUAGAUCUCAUAUACAGAGAUCUGAAACCCGAGAACCUGCUCAUUGACCACCAGGGCUACAUCCAGGUGACGGACUUCGGCUUCGCCAAGCGGGUAAAAGGCCGGACCUGGACGUUGUGCGGGACGCCGGAGUACCUGGCGCCGGAGAUCAUCCUCAGCAAAGGCUACAACAAAGCGGUGGACUGGUGGGCGCUCGGGGUCCUCAUCUACGAGAUGGCCGCUGGUUACCCUCCGUUCUUUGCAGAUCAGCCGAUUCAGAUCUACGAGAAGAUCGUUUCGGGGAAGGUUCGAUUCCCGUCGCACUUCAGCUCCGACCUGAAGGACCUGCUGAGGAACCUGCUGCAGGUGGAUCUGACCAAACGCUACGGCAACCUGAAGAACGGCGUCAACGACAUCAAGGGCCACAAAUGGUUCGCCACGACAGACUGGAUCGCCAUCUACGAGAGAAAGGUGGAGGCCCCGUUCAUACCAAAGUGCAGAGGACCGGGGGACACCAGCAACUUCGACGACUACGAGGAGGAGGAAAUCCGAGUCUCCGUAACGGAAAAAUGCGGCAAGGAGUUUGCGGAGUUUUAGGACGCGGGGGGACAUGGAUACAUCAGGGAUACUAGGGGAUCUUUGCACUCUUCUAAAGACUUGGGAAUGGAGCAGAGACCAUCGUUUUUUUCAGAUCCACUACAUAGUCCCGUCAUUCCAUGAGGCCGACACGAGGUUGCCGUGAUCCUUGGUGUGCCGAUAACCUCUCACUGUCACGUACACCUGCGCAUUAAAGCAGACACAACACUUUCUUCUUUUUUCUUUUGUACCUACCACCCUUCUUCAUUUUUUUUUUUUACUUUGAAGCAGUUAGUCUUGGAUGUCGUUAUGCCCUUUUUAAAAUGUGAUGGUUUUUCGAUUCAUGAGGAAAAACUGAGACUGCGUCCACACGUUGUGACCCACUUGUCCCGCGUUGACCCUGCUGUGGCUCGCGGGAGACUCCCCCCGAGGCGAUCUGUUACAAGUCCACCUCGUGUCGCCCUUUGUGCGAUUCUGGCCGGCUUUCGGCAGGGGGUUGGGCGGGUCGGGGGGGGAGGGGGGGGCAGCAUUCGUGCGCGUUUGUCAGGUUUCCCGUUCAAAGGUAUUUUGAACACUUUUGGAAGCGUGACAAAUUAGAAAACAUUUGGUGACUCAAGAAAAGAGGUCCUUUUCUUUUUCAAGUCCACAGAGAAGCAUCCAUCCACUGUGUUCUUGGUGUUCUGACCCAGGCACAGCAAGCAGACGCAGACAACAAUGACAAACCUUGUUAUUUGUAAAAUGCAAAUCCAGUGGUUUUGUUUGAUCCUUUUUGGAUCGGUCAGUUACAUGUAAAGUUUGUCAUUUUGUAUGCAACUAUUCUUUCGUCGCUUUGUCUAACAUUAAAGUCAUAAUGUGCUUCUGCUUUUAAAGACCCCUUGUUAUGAGUAUGUGGAACAAUGUGACCAGUAAAUGCAAAAGAGUGAAGUGAAAUCCUUUGUAGGAUUUUUGUUGAGUGUAAUGUUAAGUUGAGGAGGUUGGUGUAAAAGCCGCCACAUUGUCAGUAAAGCCUUUUUUAAAGGUACAUUAUUUGUAAUGUUUUAGAUCAAAGCUGUUUUCAAAUCUUAAGAAACAGGAAUUUACUGUAUUCUCCCCUUUACCCCAAAACCCUAAAACAGAAUUCUUUGUUUCAUUCUUAGCAAAGAAUGUCGAUUUGCAACUUAUAGGUAUGCAUAUUUGAAGGCUUGAUUUCAAGGUACAAUUUUUUCCGCACAAUACACUGGCUAAAAUAAAGACUGCUCCUUUGUAUCACAUGUAACCUUGUUAUUGUUAAACUCUCAUUACAUCAUACGUAUAUACAUUGUUUCAUUUAUGUCUUUAUUUAUACACAUUAGAGAUGCUAAUAAAUUUUAUUUUUAAAAGUG